AUGCAAUGCACAACACCACCCUCAAAGUGAGUCUAUGCCAUUUGAUCAGGACUUUUUUCCUAGUGAUACAUUUCCUCAGGAAAAUCAGGCCGAUUUUUUCCUUAUGCUCUGAAAAGUCAUCAAUUUCGAUCAAAUGCCUCACUCACAAUAAGAAAUUUAAGACAAAAUAUCGUAGAAAAAUGACUCAAAUCAGAAAUGUCCAGAAUAAAACAGCAUCAUCCUCAAAGCAUCCGAAUGGAGCAACGGUUCCGAUUACAGGAAAAUACCAUGGAGACAAUUUUUCUACAAGCAGUUCUGUGGUAAUGCAGUUUACAUAUACAAAAUACAGUACCCCAGUUGUAUUUUACAUGAACCCAGUUGAAGCAGCUCCCGGAGAUGAAGUAAGUUUUGUGGGGAGAUGGAUGACAACUUCCUGGGAUCAGUUCGACAACGCAAAAGCAGGCACCCAAAACAUGCUGAUGUUUAUAUUAGACUCAAGCCAAACCUUUGGGAGUUGGGAUACAAUGAACUUAACUGCUGUCUUAGGGGACAAUGACCAAGGUGAUCUUAACACCACCAUUACACUUAAUGGGGCAUAUGGAACCGCAUUUAACCGCUGGACUGGAACUCAGUAUGACCUAAAUGGGAACCCUUAUAAUUUUAGAGCUCUUGCAAGAAUUGACUCAGUCUCAGCAAGCAGCGGAAGCUCUGCAGGAGGCCAAGAGCUUACUAUCAAUGGUGAAGGUUUUCCCUUAAAUGCUUCGUGGGUAAGGAUCGAAGUGGAUGGGAGUAAUUGUGAAAUCUCAUCACUUGCAUUUGAGCAAAUAACGUGCACGACAACAGCUGCUACAAGAACGGAAAGCCAAACUAUAUUUGAAGGCGGUGCUGGUUUAAAGAGGCAAGUCUGGUAUGACCAAUCGACAGCGUCUUUAGACUUCUCAAGCUUGAACGCAGUCACUCCUGAUUUUACAUUUAGUGUGGCUUCAGCACAGAUCCCAAGAGAUGAGGACGUCAACAUCAGAGACAAAAUGACUGGACUCUUUAGAGCUCCUGCUACUGGGACUUAUAAAUUUUUCCUAUCCUCUGACGAUUAUGCGCAAGUUUUCUUAGGAACGAGUGCUGAUCCAGCAACUGCAGUUUCUGUUCUUAAGUUCCAAAGUUACACUUCGCUAAGAGACCAGUUUACGAAAGCAAGCCAGAGCGAUGAAAUUUCUUUACCCAAUAGGAUAAAUAAAUAUCUAAUUUUUGGUAAAAAUUAACUAUUUAUUUUUUUAUAUCUAAAAUUUAUAAAUAAAUAAUCUUAUAAAUUAUGGCUAUUCCGAAAUCCAAAUAUUUUUUAAAUACUUCAGAACAAGAAAUUUGUUAACUGGUAGGGGAAAAUUAGUUGAAAAUACAGAUUACUAUUUUGAAGUAAGACACACUCAAGGAAGUGGAUCCAGCCAUUUAGAUUUAGGUGUCUUAAUUUCAGGCUCUACCCUACCUAAUACAAUGCCAUAUGUCCAAAAACUGCAAAUUAUUCCUGCAGAUCCGGUAUACGAAGUUCAAACGCUCAAAUUAUUUGGCUCAUCAACAGGUCCUACUGGCGGCCAACUUCGACUUGUAUAUGGAACUACAGUAAGAGAUCCAAUUAACUGGGAUGCAACAUCAGGAAUGUGGAAGUGCAGUGACAUCCUCAAUCAAACCAGCUAUUUAGGACUUUCAGGCUCACUUUCAUGUGUGGGAUUCUGGGCUAGCAACACUUCAUUAGCUUAUAAUAUUACAUUUAACUACUUGGUCUCUGAUAAGAGAUACAAGUUCUCAGCUGACACCUCAGUUAUUGAGCCAACAAACAGCAUUUCUAUCACAAACGUCAAAUAUCCAGGAACGACUACACUAGCAGGAACCUUCAAGCUAGGGUUCAGAGGUGCAGAGUCUAACUGGAUUAAUAUUACUACAUCGACAGCUGCCAUAGAAUUUUACUUAAAUCAGCAAAUUUCUUAUUUCCAGAACCAAUUAGUAGUUUAUGGAACUGUUGGCUUUCCUUUCAAUACUCUUCUAGCUUUGCCUUGGUUUAUUUUCAAUGGGACGUAUUUUGAUGGGAUCACUGUUGCAGAUACCAAUUUUACUGGUGGAGUUAUUGAAGGCUCAAGUGACCCUCCAAACAUUAAUAUUACCCUUGAUAAAGUUUAUUUGCCAACUGAUGGAGCUUUUUGGCCUGUUAUCCCAUCGGACUUCUUGAGGACAACUGAAUCUGCGCCUCAAAUCCGUGUUUUUGUCAAUAAAACAGCUGUCAUUUGCAGAGGGGACUGUAGCUACAACUAUUUGUCAUACCCUAGCUUUCCAAAAAUAGCAAGUUUUAGUCAAUCAUCAGGCACUCUUACAAUUGUAGGCGAAAGCUUCCCUACAGAUGCAACUCAGAUAUCAGUUACUGUAGGGUUUUCUGCUUGCAUUGACAUUUCUGUCAGCAAUGACGCUGGUCGGGCCUGACUAGGUCUGCCUGGCUCUAAGGCUCUACUGCUCUAUCUUUACCAAUCAUUGUAAAACAUUUUUAAAUAUGUAUUGAUUAUAAAAUCAUUUUUUAAUUGGCUGAAAUAACAUCUUUUUUGCUUAUUCGAUGAAAAACUAAUAGUUUAUAAUGAUUUUGUUAACUUAUUAUAAUGGUAAUAUGAUAUAUUGUUAAUAUUAAAUGCUCUUACACUUAUAUUGGCAUUUUAUUCUUUUAUACUAUAUAAAUCACUGAAUUACGUUAUAGACUUUUAAAAAAUUAAUCAUAUUGGCAGCAAUAUAUAAUAGAUGCAGGCCUCUUAAAGUAUUAUCCUUUAGACAUGAUGAUCUUACAGGCUAUUUCACUUGAAUCUAAUAUAUCAUCGCACAAUUUAUUAAAUUGUAACUCAAAAGACCUACAAUUUAUUUUGGCAGAGUCAAACUGCCAGAUAGAGACUGUCAGUAGAGCUAGGUAGACUAAGUCAGAUUUUACCGUGACGCUACUCAAAUCACCUGUACUCUUCAAGAUGGCGUUGCAGGCAGCUACCAGCCAGUCGUUAAAAUUACAGAUCAAGGGAUCAUUCCAAUAGACUCUACAUUUACAAGUACAAUUGACUCCUUACCUACAAUAACUUCAAUUUCCCCAUCAUCUGGAAGUACCCAAGGAGGGACAACAGUCACUAUUUCAGGUACUGGCUUUUUUGACUCACUAACAAAUUCUGCCUAUCAGCAAUAUGUGACAAUUGAAGGUGCUAAAUGCACUGUAAUUAGCACUUCUUUGACCCAAAUUAAAUGCGCCGCAGGCCCACAAGCUAGUUCUAGCUCAGACGUGGCUGUAACUGUAAAUGGACAGUUAGCAACUUAUUUUUCAAGCUUCUAUGACUCAAGCAGCACCCCUACCGUUACUUCUAUUAGCCCAUCUUACGCCAGUACAACAUUUAAGACAGAAAUUACCCUUCAAGGAACUUUAUUUUCUUCUAGCACAAGUGACAUUUCUGUUACAAUUGGAGACCAAGUUUGCAUGGUGGUAAGCUCAACCUCAACUCAAAUUGUUUGUCAUUUACUGGGAGGUCCUCCAGGCACUUAUACAAUAACUGUAUCAGUUUCUCCUUAUGGCAUAGCUAAAUUUGAUGCAUCAAUUACUAACAGCUUUGACCUCAAAUUUGAUGUGGUUUCAAUCAGUCCAACUUCAGGCUCAGUCCAAGGUGGAACAACUCUGACUAUAAACGGCUAUGGGUUUUCAAGCGUUUCGAGCUCUUUGAUAAUUACAAUUGGAAAUGAAGACCAUGAAUGUGGAAACUUAAAUGUGGUAUCGUCAGAAGUUAUAACUUGUAGCACUCCAUCCUAUACAAGUGAUAUGAAUCUUGAUACCGCUUAUACGGUGACUGUUAUUGGAAGAGUUCAAAUGGAAAGUAUAUGUAAGGGGACUUGCUCAUUUUCGUGGUCAAAUUCAGUGACUCCAGUGGUCUCUUCAAUUUCUCCUAAUAGUGGUGCCUAUGGCGAUACGAUUACUUUGGUAGGCUCUGUAUUUGGGACUGACUCAACUAAAGAGUGAGCUCAGACACAAGAUCCAAUGCUUGAAACCCAAUUUAUAGACAUUGAUUUUCAAUCAAAAAUUGAUACUCUCAGUACCACUUCAAAUUCUAGCAAAUUUAAUAUAAGCUUUUCGAUUUUAUACUUUCUUAUAGAAAGUGUGUAAGCACCCAUAUUUAGAUUUUUAAAAAUAAACUCCUCCAAGUAAAAAAUAGAAAGAUAUGAUUUAUUUUUAUAUAAAUUAAUAAUUGAGCAAGAGCCCCCCUAGUUAAAUCGGAACAAAACAUAAAGUUUUCAAUUUUUUUAAGGCUUUAGCUCCACUUUAAAUUCUAACUCCCCCCCUCCCCCCCUCCGUGAGUGAACAAAACCAUUAGAAAAAUCGAUAUUUUUUGCCCAAAAAACACACCCUCCGUGAGUGAAUAAAAAUUUUUUUUUAAUAGAAAAAUUUUUUAUGGAAAAAAAAUUUGAUAUAUAAAUGAUAAUUAGUAUAAUGAAAUCUAGAGCUACUUCUAUUUAAUUUUGAACGAAUUGCUUUUUAAAACAUAAAUUUUAUAAAUUAAAUUAAUAUUUGCUUUCCAAUUUUUGCAAUUAGGAUUUUUUUAAAUUUUGGAAAAAAAUAUUUUUUAUAUAAAUUUUUUUUAAAAAAAAAAAUUAACCCCCCUCCGUUAGUAAACAAAAUUUUUUUUGUUCACACUCACGGAAGGGGGGGAGUAAGAAUUUUUUUCAAUAAGAAAAUUAUAUAUAUUAAAAAUUCUUAACGGAAAAAGUUAAGUCUAAUAUUAUUAAACUGUUUUUUUAGAAUUUUGAGAGGCUUAUUGGAAAAAAAUGAAUAUGGGAUCUUGAGUUUAUGUGGGCCCCAACUAAAGUCAACUUAUCAUUUGGAGGUGUAGAAGCAACUGUUACCUCAUGUAGCGAUACUGAAAUUGUGGCAACUGUCCCAGCUGUCAAAGGGGUCCACCCUACUUUGGCUCUUUCAAUUGACGGCCAAGGACUUUCCGAUAUGUCAUCACUUGUGUUCAACAAUAAUGUGUUUGUCUCAGAUGUCAAUCCAAAGACAAUUUCUCAAGGAGGAGAAGAUAUUACCAUAUCGGGUUCUGGCUUCGAUACUGGAAUGGCUUUUACUUUUGGCUCAGUGGCUUGCACAGUAACUGGGAUCACCAACUCUCAAGCGAGCUGUAAGGCUGGGCCUUAUUCUGCAGCUAGUACUGCGCAAAAUCUCGUUAUUUCUGGAACAGGCUCAUAUGAGUGUUCAGACAGUUCUAAAUGUUCAAUUUCAUAUUCUUCAGCAUUUACCCCAAUUUUAGGGUCUUCAACCUCUGGAUUCUUAACGAUUCCAUUCACCGCCCCAUCAGGAAAUGGAGUGGUCGACCAAACUACAGUCCAGGUAUAUCUUGGCAGCUACCCAUGCACAGUCACUUCUGUUUCAGCAAGCCAAAUCGUUUGCACUCCGACUUCGCCAGCUGGGACUUAUACGAUAUCGCUUCAUGUUGAUGGGUACGGAUACUCAACUGGGUCGUUGAGCUCUCAAAUUGCCCUUUCUAUUGCAAAUGUGAAUGCAUCUCCGUCCUCAUAUGAAGGUGGCCAAUCUGUAACCUUGACUGGUACUGGACUGAGUGAUAACUUAAAAGUAUACUUAUGUGGGUUCCAAUGCAACGUUGAAACGGCGACUGGAGAUUUAUUAACAUGUUUGUCUCCUAACUCCUUCUCCAUGUAAACCAUAAAUUUAAUAGUUAAUGUUUUUAUAUUAAAAAUGAUUAAUCUUGUCUCAUAGGAAAUGAGUAAGAUAGUUACAACCUACUCGCAAAACUCUUUUAAUUUAGCAAAUGAUCCUACCCAGCUAAGCGAUUUUACAGUAUUUUCUAGUGUUUCAUCAGGCGCUGCAAACGCUUUUGACGGAAAUGUGAAUACUUAUUAUAGAGAUACUACUCAUACCUAUGCAUAUGUCGGAGUUGAUGCAGGAUUAGGACGCUAUAUUCAACUUUCCCAAGUUACUCUUAUUGGAGGAGGUAAUGGCAAUUACUACUACACUAAUUUAAUAGGCACUACUGUUCAAGGCUCUAACGACAACUCAACGUGGGACAAUUUAUACAACUAUACAACAGUUACGGAUUAUACUAACAAAUGGGUCGUCCCUGUAAAUAAUCAAGACUCUGAUGAUUACCCUGUAUAUACAUAUAGAUAUUACCGCCUCUAUCAAGAAUAUGCAGGAAACAACUAUUAUAUCAAUGAAGUUUCUAUAUUUGGGUUUAUUGGACUGUCUGAGACUGAUACAGAUAUCACUUGUGACUUAACAACCAACUACCCUUCAACUUCAAGCAGACUCCUAUCAGGGUCUUCAAGCUCUUAUGCCUCGGCGAUUCAAUAUAAAGGCUCCAUCACCCCAUACAUCACUGACUUCUCUCCAAAAUUCGGGACAAGCCUUGGAGGAGACACUAUAACAUUUACAGGCUCAUUUGGAGCUUCAACAGCUGUUUCUGAUGUGACCAUUACUAUUGAUGAGGUCUCUUGUAGCGUUACUUCAGUCACCAGCACCCAAAUCCAAUGCACAACUUCUCCUAGGCCAAAUUAUGUUUCGCCUUCGCUUUCUAUCGCAAUUGCGGGGGUUGGCUAUGUGGUGACUCAUGGCAAAACUUUCCUUUAUGCAGAACGGUGGAGUGCAUACACAACUUGGGGUGGCGAAGUGCCUCCAUUUGAAGGUGAAGCUGUUUCUAUCCCUGUAGGCAUGAACAUUUUGCUAGAUAUAGCCACUCCUCAUCUAACGCUAAUUGUAAUCGAAGGAGGUCUUAUAGUAGAAGAUGUCCCAGGACUCAGUAUCGAUGCAGACUAUAUUUAUAUACAAGGCGGACUUUUUCAAAUAGGUACAGAAGCAGAGCCAUUCCAAAAUAAAUUCACAAUAACAAUCCAUGGAGACAGAAGCUCUGCUUUAUUGCCUUACUAUGGCAGUCAGUUUAUUGCAGUCAGAGGCGGAGUUUUAGAUAUCCACGGAGUCGCAAGAACUCCAGCAUGGACCUUUAUAGAUGGAACAAUUGCUCCAGACGACACUACAUUUAAAGUUGCCGAAACAGUGGACUGGGCCGCAGGCGAAGUAAUUGCAAUCGCUUCUACGUCUUAUGACCACAAUGAAUCUGAAAUGAUGACUAUUGCUUCAGUCAGCGGAAAACAAAUCACUGUAACCAGUCCUUUUGUAUAUAAGCAUUAUGGAGUUAUUGAAACUUAUGGCUCUGAUACUAUGGAUAUGAGGGCUGAAGUGGGUUUAUUGACAAGAAAUAUUUUAAUCCAAGCAGGUCCUGAAGGCAUCUCCCAAGAAUGUGGCGUCCAUGUUAUGCUUUUUGCUCCUGGUGAUGAGUCUUGUAUUGGAAGAAUUGAAUAUGCAGAGUUUUAUCAUGCUGGUCAGGCUUAUAGACUAGGAAGAUAUCCUAUCCACUUCCAUAUGAUUGGAAAAGUCAGCUUGUCCUAUGUGCGAGGAAACUCAAUCCACCAUACUUUCAACAGAGCCAUUACAACCCACGGUGUCCAUUAUCAGACCCUUGAAAACAACGUAGUGUUCAGAAAUAAAGGACAUGCUUAUUUUGUGGAAGAUGGCAUUGAAACCAUGAAUAAGUUCAUCCACAACCUAGGAAUCAGCACUAUUGCAUCAUUUUCUUUGCUGAACAGUGACCAAGAGCCAUCUACUUUUUGGAUCACUAACCCUAAUAAUAUUUUCUUGAAUAAUCAUGCAGCAGGCUCAGAUAAGUUUGGAUACUGGUUUGAGCCACCUGAGAAUCCUAGCGGGCCUUCGGCUACUACUCUUAUAUGUCCUCCAUAUCUCCCUCUAGGGCAAUUUGCAAACAAUACAGCCCACUCUAAUGGAAAAUACGGCUUCAGAAUUUGGCUUGGCCACAUACCUCUUGCAAAUCCUUGCUCUCCAGGCAGAGAUAAAACCUUACGUGACCCAUUCUCAGUUAACACCCCGGUUACUGCUUAUUAUUACAAUUAUACAGGCUGGAAAAAUAACCAAGACGGUGCUAUUGCUGAAGAUAUAGGAGAUGUCAGAUUUAUCGGCUUUAAAGUGGCAGAUCAUCAUAAAAAUGGCAUUGAAAUUUCCUAUUCAGAGUUCUCUACCCCUUACAAAACAGCCAGAAUCCAUGACGCUGUGAUUAUCGGCAAGUCUGGGAACACUGAUAACGACGUCUCCGGCGCAAUUGGACUGACAACGCCACAGACUGAUGGACUUUUAAUAGAAAAUGUGAGGUUCUAUAACUUUGACGACGACAUGUUCCCUCUGGGAGAUGAGUCACACUCAGACAAUGUUCAGUCAAGAGAUUGGGGUGGGGUCAUGCACAAGUUUUCUGGGCUUACAUUUACUAACUCCCAUAAGAGAAUUUCGUGGAAUGUCCCAUACAGAGGAAUCUUCCACUUCCUUGACGAUUCUUAUAAUGGUGUAGCAGGGUCUUAUGUGACUGCAUAUUGGCCUCAUUUAAUAACCCCUGAGUGUGUGUAUGAAAAAGAACUAUACAACGCUAUAUCUUGUGACUCUACUGUGGCUGUAAAAAGAGUCUUGUUCUAUAACCUUGUCUCAGAUGGACUUUUCGCAUUCCAGAAUUUGAAUAUAAGAAGAACAUCAGGAGAGCAACUCCCAACAGAAUACGUAGAAGUUACAGUCAAUGGGACAAAUACUACUGUGACUGAGCCAACCUGGGGAGUCUUGCCAAUGACUAAAUCAUGUCAGAAAAAGGAUCCACUUACUCCUCCCUUAUAAAUUGAGACUAAUAUCCUAUAAACUCCUUUAAAUUGAGUAAUUUUAAUUUUUAAGUGCAAAUAAUAAUUUUAUUGAGUAGCUUAAAUGAUCAAUUUAAUGUUAACAAAAUCAAAAAUUUAGCUAUGAAUUGCUCUAUUUUUUAAUAGAUAAAUUAAUUUUUUACCCAAAAUUUCUAAAUUUUUUUGAAAAAAAGUUUCCUCCUUUAAAUUAAAAAAAUAUUUUAAAUUACAAUUUAAAGGAGGGGAGCUAAAGGAUGGGGUAUCCCAGUUGUCACUGGCUAUAACUAUACACUGUUCUGGGGAAGAGGAUAUCCUUUAGACUUUACUCAAAUGGACAUCAGGAUUGAACAAUUUGACUAUGAUGAAGCUGACAAAUGGGUUAUAAUAAGCAUGAACUUCACAGACCACCGUGAAAUGUUCAAUCUGACCCGCGGAACUCUCCCAUCAUCUGUAAACACUUCCGCAUCUGGCUUUGUUGAUCCUACAAAAAUGAAAAAUACUACCCAUUUCAACGUCGCUACAGAUACUUCAGGAACAUUUUACUGGGACAAUUCAACAGAUAACAGAAGAAUCGAUAUCCUCAUUAACGGAGUUAACGACAAUUUAUAUCAAUAUGGGCCUAUACACCUUCUUGCUUCAAGAUGCUUUGGGGACCAUUGUAGUGAUUUAUCCACAACUGACGACAGCUUAACGAACUUAACAGUUGUCUAUUGGAGCGACCCUACAAUUUGGCGCAGUGGAGUAUUGCCGACAGCUGGUCAAAAUGUUUAUGUUUUAAAUACCUGGCACUUAAUGCUGGACAUUGACACUCCUGUAUUUCACUAUGUUGAAAUUAACGGGCUUCUAGAAUUUGACAGAACCAAAAACGUAUCAUUGAGCUCUGAAUGGAUCUUCGUAAGGGGUGGAAAAGUGAAAGCAGGAAGCGAGGAAUAUAGCGCUUUCCCGAGGAUGGCGCGGAAUGGCGCCAUCCUCGGGAAAGCCAGGAAGGCAUCCACACGGGAACUGGGAGUUCCACGUGUGGAUGCCAUUUUGACAUGUGGAAGUUUGGAUCCCACAUGUCAAAAAUGGCAUCCACACGUGGAACUCCCAGUUCCCGUGUGGAUGCUUAGUUGACUUUCCCGAGGAUGGCGCCAUUCCGCGCCAUCCUCGGGAAAGCGCUAUAUCCUAUCCCUCCUAACAUUUUCCACACAAUCACUCUUCAUGGCAAUCCAAACUCUGAAGAAUUCGCUUUUUCCAAUGACGUUGAAGGUGGCAAUAAAGUAUUCGCCAUCACUGGAGAAGUCCAAAUGCACGGUUACCCUAAGACUGCAUAUUCUUUGCUGGCUCAAAAUGCAUACCCAGGCGACUCAUUCAUUUUUGUUGAUAGUGUUGAUUGGAGUAUUGGAGACGAAAUUGCAAUUGCUCCAUCUGGAUUUGAUAAGACAGAAGACGAGGUCUUUGUGAUUACAGACAUAAUUGGGGCUUCUGCUCAGUACACUAUUCCGGCUAUGAACAAUUCCAGGAUGCUUGUAGAUUUUGCAACUGAUCCUGACUGGCAAAAAGUUAACAAUCUUCGAACUGCAGGAAAAAAUCCAGCCAGCACUGACCAAAGCUUGUCCCAGCAGUCAGUUCCAGGCUCUUCUACAGGAAUUACCAAGAUUGUCCUAAACGGCACGCUUAAAUACUACCACUCUGGAGUCCAAAUGCUGAUCCAAGGUGUCACAGUUGAUACUAGAACUGAAGUAGGCGUUCUCAGCAGAAAUGUAAAAAUCCAAGGUGACGGCUACAUUGGUUGGGGCUGCACAUCAAUUGUGAGUGAUUUCUACGAUGUUUUAACUACAAGUGGCACUCCUGCCUACAGGUAUGGCAGAGUCAAUAUGACAAAUGUCGAAUUUUCAAAAUGCGGCCAAGAAGACACCUAUAAGGCUUCCAUAAGAUUUGAGCUUGGUGGAAAAAUCGCAUCACGAGUCCACAACUCAGUCUUCCGCGAUUCUUAUACAUAUGCAGCCUUUUUCCAUGAAGCUAACAAUAUUGAGUUCUCUAGCAACUUCAUGUAUAAGACCAUUUGGAAAGGAAUCGUGGGAUCUGAUAUCAAGAAUGUAUCGAUUACAGAUAACGUGCUUAUAAAGACAGCAAAUAGAGGCUUUUUGAGCAAUACUUUAGACGUCCCUGCAGGGUUCUUUAUAUGCGCAGAUAGUCCUGUAUGUAGUAAUGUGUCAACGAUUGGAAACAGAGUCGCCGCAUCUGAUAGUAUAGCUUUUGUGCUUGGAGGCCAAGACUGUGAUACUAAUGUAAUCACUCAUUACAUCUCAGACAACGUUGCCCAUUCUUCAGACUAUGGCUAUAUGCUUAGUGGCCAAAAUGACGUAACUUGUAUAAGUGCAAAUGGUCUUAAGGCUUGGUUCUGUGGGCAAGGUGUAGGCUCUCAAGGUGGCACAAUGAACAGGUUCCAGUUAUCAGGACUUGUCCUUGUAGAAAAUCAAAUGGGUAUUGCAAUGAGAGGCCAACAUGAAGAUGAUAUGGUCUCAUAUAUAAACACAAUUACUGACAGUUUACUUGUGGGAAGAACUCAGCAAAGCUACUGUGACCCUAAUAACUGUAUAUCAAGUGAUUGUGCUGACAGAGGAGGGAUUGUAACAGGUGUCCACGAUAUUAAGAUCAUCCCUCUAUCUUAUGAUGAGAAAAUCAUACUUCCACUUUCUAAUGCCAAAAAGCCUGAAUGCGGCUAUGGCCACUGGGAAUACUCAGAUUCAACCUUCGUGAACUUUAUUAAAACAGGAUGUGGAAGGGAUUAUGCAAUCAGUGGGAAUGACCAAGUCCCUAACCUGCCUCAGCCUAACUUGUUCUCAAAAUCCACAUUUAUCAAUGUAGACAAAGGUUCAAUUGCUUAUAUGCCAUCUCCUGAUAAGAGUUUGAUUGGUGUUGGCUUUUGUGGAGAUUGGGUAUGUACAGGGGCUAAUAACAAUUUAAUCCAAGAUAUUGAUGGAACUAUUACAGGUGGCUCUAUAGGAGGGGCUGUAAUUCCUUUAGUUCCAGGCAUUGCAAAUAUAAACAUAUGCAAGCCAUAUACCCAAGGUCAAGUUUAUAUUUGCCCAUAUGAUACAGCCUCAGGAGAAGUCUAUGAAUAUGUCAUUAUUGAGUCGCAAGACACGGAUAAAUGGAACAGAACGUUUUCACCAUUGAAUAUAACUUCAGUUGACAUCGGAAAUGGCUAUGCAUUCAAGAGCUACAACUAUGGAGCAUUUAGAAAUGACCUAAAUGAGUAUGAAGAUAUGACUUGGGAAGCUUUCUAUAGAGACGGUUUGCAUUUAAGUAGGUUUGGGUCAAUCAUUUAUACAGGGCAGUAUUAUAAUUUAACAACGACUGGUACUCCGCCGACUAAAUUUUCAAUUAUAACUGAGGCUUCAAUAGAUCAGUCUAGAGGAUUCGUCAUGACUCUUAAAUAUGACAGCCCAGUCAUUGUCGAUGUCUAUGUUAAUGGUACAAAAGUAGACGGGAUUGAAUAUAACGGUGCUGCAACUACUCCAGUGUGCCAACUAGCUGACAAAACAGGAACAAAUAGAUGGUUUCACGAAAAUAACACUAUCCAGUGGGUCCAAAAAGGUCAUGCAAAUGUCACUCUGGUUCAGACAAGCUCUGUAAGACUGACCAUGGAACUCGAUAUGACACUGACAGAGUUCUAUACUGACAAUACUCGUGCUACCUUAGUCGAUAAGCUUGCAGCAGUCCUUGGCAUCCCAUCCUAUAGAAUAAGAAUCGCAAGUGUCAAGCAAGGCUCAGUUAUCCUUAAUAUGUUCAUUAGACCGAACGAUACCUUGGUAGGUCAAACAGACUCAACCGGCGCUAAAACCUCAGACAAAGAAUUAGCAAGCAUUAACGCACUUGUUACCCAGCUCGCAUCUAAUGGAAAACUUACCCAAGCUCUUGGAAAAGAUGUAUUAAGUGUAGACUCCCAGACGUCUAUCGUCAAUGAUACAGCAACAACUGCAAUAAGCACUGGGGGAACUGGAAGCACUGAUGGGGGACAAAGCACUGGUGGCAAUUCUGAUGGUGGAAAUACUAAUGGUGGAAAUACAGAUAAUGGAGGUGGAAGCACUGAUAAUGGAGGAGGGUCAAACCUUAUAUUUAGAGGCACUUUUAAUGAGGCUGUGAGCGACUGGGUUAUUGGACUCCUAGUUGGUAUUAUUUUAGUCAUCAUGGCAGUAGGGUCAAUCUUUAUUUACGCAUUUAGCAAAAGAAAGAGACUAUUCCUUGAAGAGUUACCUUCUGCUAAGGUCAUCCCAAUCUUAGAAGAAGUCGAUGAGCAGCAUGCAGUCUCUUUUGACUCUCCUAAGAAGGAAGCAUUUGAAUUCGAAGCAGGAGAUGUUCGUGAUAUGCAUAGAAUCUUUACAAAAGAUGAAGAAGCCAAACAAGCGGACCAAGAAGUGGCAUACACAAUUGAAGCAGAGGAAAGAAAGCCUGCUAGACAUGCAUCCCUCGUGGAUGUUUAG
Molecule: messenger RNA, 13181 nt
Organism: Blepharisma stoltei
Lineage: Eukaryota; Ciliophora; Heterotrichea; Heterotrichida; Blepharismidae
Source: the annotation of a GenBank genome assembly